AUGGCUGCAUCUUCAUCUCUCCAAUCCUCUUUCUCUUAUGACUUCAUCUGAAAUUAAACAAUUAUAUUCUGAUCUUAAACCAUUCACCAAAGCAAGCAAGCUUUCUGGCCAUGGCGGCAGCGGUGGCGGCGGCUACUCAUGCAUCGGAAUCAAGAUUUCACGUUCUGGCCGUCGAUGAUAACCUCGUGGACAGAAAGUUGAUCGAAAGGCUUCUCACCACUUGUUCUUACCAAGUUACUGCAGUGGAUUCUGGGAACAAGGCGCUGGAGUUUCUUGGGCUAUUGGAAGAUUCCGUGACGGCUCUGAACUCCGACCCCCACGAAGUGGAAGUGGAUUUGAUCAUCACAGACUACUGGAUGCCGGGGAUGACGGGGUACGAUCUGCUGAGAAAAGUGAAGGAAUGCCGGAGAGACAUUCCGGUGGUUAUAAUGUCGUCGGAGAACGAAGCGUCGAGGAUCAACAUGUGCUUGGAAGAAGGCGCGCAGGAGUUUCUGGUGAAGCCCGUCCGGCAAUCUGACGUCACCAAUCUGAUCAAGCCGCGCGCGUUUGUGAAAGGCGGCGACGAUAACGGCGUUGUUUCGCCGGUGUAUUGUUCAGGCGUCGAUGAUAAUCGGCAUGGAACGGCGACGGCGACGGAAACUGUUAUCUCCCCGCCGGCGGAGCGAUAAAUAAUUAUUGAUUUUUUUUUAGUGUGUUCCUAGAAAAUUAAAGAAUGGUUGAAAUAAAAGUUUGAGAUUUCUAA
This is a messenger RNA of Ipomoea triloba (trilobed morning glory), 742 nucleotides long. Its product is annotated as two-component response regulator ORR9-like. Gene Ontology annotation, biological process: phosphorelay signal transduction system; cytokinin-activated signaling pathway. NCBI's taxonomy places the organism in Eukaryota, Viridiplantae, Streptophyta, Magnoliopsida, Solanales, Convolvulaceae. The record is from RefSeq and is a predicted model, not a curated record. The transcript is spliced from 3 exons. Bases 111 to 668 code for a protein of 185 amino acids.